AUGACUGAAAGCAGACAAAAAUUGCCAUUUUCGAACCCACAAUUCAAGGAAUGUAAUAAAACCCUAAAUUCAGGAACUUGUCACAACAAUGGCCAAUCAGGUCAGGAGCCUUCAUGGCUGUCUGCUGAGAACAAGUUUUUGUUGCAGACGAGUUCGAAGCAGAAGUUAAAAGCCGAUGCUGUCGUUGCAUCUGAUGGCUCGGGUCUCUAUAAGACCAUUGGUGAAGCUGUCCGAGCUGCGCCUAGUCGGAGUGAUAAGAGGUUUGUUAUAUACGUAAAGGAAGGAGUCUAUCUUGAAAAUGUGAAAGUCGACGACGACAAAUGGAAUGUAAUGAUGUAUGGCGAUGGAAUUGGAAAAACAAUUGUUUCUAGCGAUCUUUCCGUAGGUGUUCAAACAACUACCGGUGACACAGCAACAUUCGCUGUGUUCGGAAAAGGAUUUAUCGCAAUUGACAUGGAGUUCGAGAACACGGCGGGUCCCACCAGGGGGCAGGCGGUGGCCCUACUCUCCUCGUCCGACCAAUCGGUGUUCUACCGUUGCCGGAUCGCCGGAUACCAAGAUACUCUCUCCACAAUGUCCGGCCGGCAAUUCUACCGCGAAUGCGAAAUCCUCGGGACAAUUGAUUUUAUCUUCGGAAGAGCUGCCACCGUCAUUCAAAAUAGCGACAUACUUGUUCGCCGCCCAUCAACCACUCAAAAAAUUACUACAAUCACCGCUCAGGGCAAGGAUGUGUCGCAAACCAAUAGCGGUUUGUCCAUACAAAAUUGCAACAUUGACGCCGCAGAAAAUCUUGACGGCGUCAAAAUAUAUUUGGGCCGGCCGUGGAAGGCCUACUCGACCACCGUGAUCAUGGAGAGCCAAUUGGGGAGUCUUAUAGACCCGGCGGGAUGGCUGCCGUGGGACGGGCAGCCGCCGCCGGAUACAUUAUUAUAUGUUGAGUAUAGUAAUAGAGGGCCGGGUGCGGAUACCGCAAGAAGAGUUAAAUGGAAAGGAGUGAAGGUUGGGAAUACCAGAGAAGAUGCGGAUAAAUUUACUGUUACAAACUUUAUCGAUGGAGACCAAUGGCUUCCAAAUACUGGCGUGCCAUUUCAAGCCAGUUUAUGA
Messenger RNA from Andrographis paniculata, 1104 nucleotides. Its product is annotated as probable pectinesterase/pectinesterase inhibitor 46. The record is from RefSeq and is a predicted model, not a curated record. Gene Ontology annotation, molecular function: pectinesterase activity; pectinesterase inhibitor activity. The transcript is spliced from 2 exons. The coding region runs from base 1 to 1104 and encodes 367 amino acids. NCBI's taxonomy places the organism in Eukaryota, Viridiplantae, Streptophyta, Magnoliopsida, Lamiales, Acanthaceae. Gene Ontology annotation, biological process: cell wall modification.